Messenger RNA from Rotaria sp. Silwood2, 546 nucleotides. The record is from the annotation of a GenBank genome assembly. Lineage: Eukaryota; Metazoa; Rotifera; Eurotatoria; Philodinida; Philodinidae.
AUGAAUGAUCUGGUUGUCUUCUUCUUUGCUGGUCACGGAACUCAAUGGAACGAUCAAAACUAUUUACUACCCAUUGACAGUGAUCGAAUAAAAACCAAGGAACAUCUCAAGACUAGAGCUAUCAAUGCACAAGAUACUCUUGAACUCAUGUCGAAUAAUAAUCCUGCAGCAACCAUCUUUCUUCUAGAUUGCUGUCGUGAUUAUUGUGUCAAAAAUGAAGCUUUAUUAGGUCCACGAACAAGAGGUGCUUCAGCAUCGCCUACCGGUCUUACCAGUAUGGAGGCGGUGGGAGAUUCAAUCAUUGUUUUUGCUUGUGCUCCUGGAAAAUUGGCUCAGGAUGUUGCCAGGAAUGGUCGGAAUGGUCUAUUUACAUUUCAUUUGCUUCAACAUAUAGCAAAACCCAACGCAGACAUCGAAAUACUCAUGCGUGAUGUUUGUAAAGGCGUAUCAAACGAGAGUAAAGGGAAUCAAAAACCACAUAGAGUCAGUUCAAUCCAGAGUCAACAUAUAUCGCUCACUACAGUUGGUACCAAAAUCGGUAGGUAA